AUGGUUCAGCUCACUCAAAGUCUCCUUGUCGGCCUCGGCCUUGCGGGUCUAGCCAGCAUCGCCGCUGCCCAUCCCGGCCAUGAUGUUGAGGCCGAGGCCGCUGAGCGCGCGGCCUUUCUCAAGAGCGUUCCAGUGCAGGGCCGCAGCCUUGGACACUGCGCCGCGAAGCUCAAGGCACGCGGCAUUGCGGAGUCUAAUGUUGCCCGUCGUGAGAACGCCGUGCAGCAGCUGCGCAAGAGGGCUGGUAACACCGAUGGCCGCUACCUCAAGGUGCGCGAUCUUGAUUCUGUGCUGGCCACGGACCACGAGUCGACCAAGAACGUCACCCUCUCGACCGACCCCAGCGUCCUAUUUGCAGACGGCGGGGCUUGUAUCGUGCAGCCAGAGGUUACCCAAGGGCCGUACUAUAUCGCCGGUGAACUCGUCCGCCGCAACGUCGCCGAAGACCAGGCGGGUGUGCCAUUGUUCUUGGACCUGCAGCUGAUUGAUGUCAACACUUGUGAGCCGCUGCAGAAUAUCUAUACGGAUAUCUGGCACUGCAACGCCACUGGUGUCUACUCCGGUGUCGUUGCCAACGGCAAUGGCAACUUUAACGACGAGAGCAACUCCAAUACGACCUUCCUGCGUGGCAUCCAAUCCAGCGGCUCCGAUGGUGUCGUGCAGUUCGAGUCUAUCUUCCCAGGCCACUACACCGGUCGUGCGGUCCACAUCCACGUGGUCACCCACCCCGGCGACCAGAUCAAGGUGCUCCCUAACAACACCCUCGCUGGCCUCUAUGACACCCGCGCCUCCCAUGUCGGCCAGAUCUUCUUUGAUCAGGACCUCAUUACUGCUGUUGAAAAGACCAGUCCUUACAAUACCAACACUCAAGCCCUACUCAACAACAGCAAUGACGACAUCCUCGCGACCGAGGCCGAGACCACCGACCCCUUCGUUGAGUAUGUUCUUCUGGGUGACGAUGUGUCGCAGGGUGUCUUCGUCUGGACUUCACUCGGUAUCAACAGCACGCGCAAUGAAUUCAACUCGCCUGAGGGGUACUGGACUGAGGAUGGCGCCGAGGUGAACCCGAACUUUAGUAUGAACAUGGCUGGGAUGUCCAAUCUCCUGAUUCCUACCGGUUCUGCGGGCCCUGCUGCCACGUCGGCCGCUUAG
Messenger RNA from Aspergillus nidulans FGSC A4, 1152 nucleotides. Its product is annotated as intradiol ring-cleavage dioxygenase. The record is from RefSeq and is a predicted model, not a curated record. Lineage: Eukaryota; Fungi; Ascomycota; Eurotiomycetes; Eurotiales; Aspergillaceae. The coding region runs from base 1 to 1152 and encodes 383 amino acids. The transcript has 4 exons. Gene Ontology annotation, molecular function: ferric iron binding; iron ion binding; oxidoreductase activity, acting on single donors with incorporation of molecular oxygen, incorporation of two atoms of oxygen.